Hippoglossus stenolepis (Pacific halibut) is the source of this 989-nucleotide messenger RNA. RefSeq names its product C-X-C motif chemokine 10-like. The coding region runs from base 109 to 486 and encodes 125 amino acids. Gene Ontology annotation, molecular function: chemokine activity. Gene Ontology annotation, cellular component: extracellular region. The transcript has 4 exons. The record is from RefSeq and is a predicted model, not a curated record. Gene Ontology annotation, biological process: immune response. NCBI's taxonomy places the organism in Eukaryota, Metazoa, Chordata, Actinopteri, Pleuronectiformes, Pleuronectidae.
UCCUCUCUGUGUAUAAAAGACAGAAACCUCCUGUGCUGUGUGUCAUCAGGAGUAAAGACUGAAGAGAGAUACUGCAGGGAGAGCCAGAACCUGUCUACAGCCACAACUAUGAACUCAUCUGCUAUUACCUUCCUCAGCUUCCUGCUUGUCCUCUGUGCUCAAGGACUACCAGACAGCAGAUCCAGAAAAUGCAAGUGCUUAAACGGUUAUAUCGGCAAGGUCAACCCACAGCUCAUCAGCCAGAUCAAGUCAGAGCCAGUCAUACACCACCCAAACAUCUUCUGCCAACAAAUAGAGAUUAUUAUCAUCAUAGGAAAGCAGGAGAAAUGCGUGAAUCCAGAGUCACCAUUCGGAAAAUUUCUUCUCAAAAACAAAAAUAAGCAUGAGAACAAGAGAGCUGCGAUCAUGACGACGACCUCCAGUCAAACAAAUACAUGGAGCUCAACAAGACUCCUCCCCACAGACUCUGCUCCAACGACCAUGUAACAGCACAGAAACCCUGUUGUUGUGAUAUAAGCUUACCUUUGUCAUGUUAUUACUAUAAGUGUUCAAAUGUUCUCAGUGGCCAAUCAUGAGUUCAUGUUCUCAACUUAUAUAUGGUCUACACUACACAUGGCCAAAAGUAUUUGGACAACCUGGCUGCAGGGAUUUGCUCCCACUCAGCAUUCCUGACCAUCCCUAAGGGUUUGGUUGUUGUUGUGCAGGCCGGUCAUCGUGUUCUCCUGCACCACAGGACCACAAACCCAUUUCUCCAUGAGAUCUUUAGGUGGUAGUGGGUGCAGUGUCCUCAAGCUCUCAGUCAGGCUCUAAUAUGGUUACUUUUGGUUUCAAAAACAAAGAUGGUGCCAAAACGGGUGAUGUCAUGGUGGGUUGCCACUUGGCUAGAGCUCAUUGUAGUGAUGCCUAGAGGAUCAUCAGUACUUUGCACAUAGCUUUCAUCUGGGGUCUUUUCUUAGCAUUGCUUCAUAAAACAUUUUGUUAGAAUUAAA